CUCAGCAGUGUGUCCCAUGAAGCUGUUGUCUGGACCAGCAGUGAGCUCUGAGAGGCAUAUUCAGGAGGCAGAGGAGAGCAGAAGAAGAAGCAAAGCCCAGUGCCGCCGAGAGAGCUGAUCCCAAACCUCCCUUCAUGGUUGAGUCUGCUGAAGAGACGGGACGCAGGUUGGAAAUGCAGCCGGGCACACAGGUUCCUUAUUCCCUGGAGAUGGGCUCCUUCCCUCACUUCUAUUCCCCUGUGCAUGCCAGCUCCACAUCUGUGAGCCUGUCAUCAAGCCUUUCCACGGGAAAUUCAGUGGACGGGCACCACAACUACCUCGAGGCCCCUGCGAACGCCGCCCGGGCGCUGCCGUCGCCCAUGAACGCCAUCGGGUCCCCGGUGAACGCGCUGGGCUCCCCCUACAGAGUCAUCGCGUCCUCCAUCGGCUCACACCCCGUCGCUCUGUCCUCGGCCCCGGGCAUGAACUUUGUGACUCACGCCAGCCCGCAGCUCAAUGUCCUGAACAAUGUCAGCAACUCAGAGGAUGUCAAGCCCUUGCCGGGUCUCCCAGGGAUUGGGAACAUGAAUUAUCCAUCUACAAGUCCAGGAUCCUUAGCCAAACACAUCUGUGCCAUCUGUGGGGACAGGUCCUCAGGGAAGCACUAUGGGGUGUACAGCUGUGAGGGCUGCAAAGGCUUCUUCAAGAGGACAAUCCGUAAGGACCUGAUCUACACUUGCCGGGACAACAAGGACUGUCUCAUAGACAAGCGCCAACGCAACCGCUGCCAGUACUGCCGCUAUCAGAAGUGCCUCGCCAUGGGGAUGAAGAGGGAAGCUGUGCAGGAGGAGAGGCAGAGGAGCAGGGAGCGGAGCGAGAAUGAGGCCGAGUCCACGAGCAAUGGCAGCGAGGACAUGCCUGUGGAGAGGAUCCUGGAAGCUGAGCUGGCAGUGGAACCCAAGACAGAGGCAUACAGUGACAUGACCACAGAGAGCUCGACAAAUGACCCUGUCACAAACAUAUGCCACGCAGCUGACAAGCAGCUCUUCACACUCGUCGAGUGGGCCAAGCGAAUCCCCCACUUCUCUGACCUGACGCUGGAAGACCAAGUCAUUCUCCUCCGGGCAGGCUGGAAUGAGCUGCUCAUUGCCUCUUUCUCUCAUCGCUCCGUGUCGGUGCAGGACGGCAUCCUCCUGGCCACAGGCUUGCACGUGCACCGCAGCAGUGCCCACAGUGCUGGGGUGGGCUCCAUCUUCGACAGGGUUUUGACAGAGCUGGUGUCCAAAAUGAAGGACAUGCAGAUGGAUAAGUCGGAGCUGGGGUGCCUGCGAGCCAUUGUCCUGUUUAACCCAGAUGCCAAGGGUUUGUCCAGCCCCUCAGAAGUGGAGUCACUGAGGGAGAAGGUCUAUGCCACGCUGGAAGCCUACACGAAGCAGAAGUACCCCGAGCAGCCAGGGCGGUUUGCCAAACUCCUUCUGCGUCUGCCGGCGCUGCGGUCCAUCGGGCUGAAGUGCCUGGAGCACCUCUUCUUCUUCAAGCUGAUUGGGGACACCCCCAUUGACACCUUUCUCAUGGAGAUGCUGGAGACACCCCUCCAAGUCACUUGAGGGUCUGGGCCCUCUCUGGCCAGCCCCUGGCCCCCCAUGUCCCUGCACAACCUCCUGCCCUUCUUCUCUGAGCCUGUGAGAGCUCCAGAGAUGUCCUUCACCCUCCUCUCCUCCUCAGUGGGAUUGUCGUGGUUUUGUACAGCUGUAAAUCACCCCCUCUAACCCUCCCUGGCCUGUCCAGGGGUGGGCCACAGGUCCUCUCCCCAGCUAACCAUUCCCUUGUCCCCCUGUACAGAUAAUUGCUUUAAAUUAUUUUUUCAUUCUCAAUAAAAGUCAACAAAACAAAUAAAAUAAUGUGAGC
Neopelma chrysocephalum (saffron-crested tyrant-manakin) is the source of this 1887-nucleotide messenger RNA. RefSeq names its product retinoid X receptor gamma (gene RXRG). Gene Ontology annotation, molecular function: nuclear receptor activity; nuclear steroid receptor activity; zinc ion binding. Bases 135 to 1586 code for a protein of 483 amino acids. Gene Ontology annotation, biological process: retinoic acid receptor signaling pathway; positive regulation of transcription by RNA polymerase II; response to retinoic acid. NCBI's taxonomy places the organism in Eukaryota, Metazoa, Chordata, Aves, Passeriformes, Pipridae. Gene Ontology annotation, cellular component: nucleus; RNA polymerase II transcription regulator complex. The transcript is spliced from 11 exons. The record is from RefSeq and is a predicted model, not a curated record.